AUGGGCCCCUGUACCGCCUCCUCAUGCUGCUGCCAGGCCCGUAAUCUGCCAUGGGCCCCCGUACCGACUCCUCAUGCUGCUGCCAGGCCCGUAAUCUGUCAUGGGCCCCUGUACCGCCUCCUCAUGCUGCUGCCCAGGUCCAGAGUGUGUCAUGGGUCCCUGUACGGCCUCCCAUUGCUGCUGUCUCCAUCGCCACACUCUGCCAUGUGCCACUUUCAGGUCUCCUCACACUGCUGGUGGGUUCCAUUUUGUCAUAGGUGCUGGCAGAUGUACGGCCUCCCAUUGCUGCUGCCAGGCCCGUAAUCUGCCAUGGGCCCCCCCGACCGACUCCUCAUGCUGCUGCCAGGCCCGUAGAGUCCCGUAAUCUGUCAUGGGCCCCUGUACCGCCUCCUCAUGCUGCUGCCAG
Messenger RNA from Staurois parvus, 406 nucleotides. The record is from the annotation of a GenBank genome assembly. Lineage: Eukaryota; Metazoa; Chordata; Amphibia; Anura; Ranidae.